UGAUGAUUUUGGUGGUGGUGGUGGUGGAGGUGUGGGUGAUAGUUUUGGUGAUAGUGGUGGUGGUGGUGAUGGUGAUGUUGGUGGUGGAGGUGAAAGUGAUGGUUUUGGUUGUGGUGGUGGAGGUAGGGGUGAUGGUUUUGGUGGUGGUGGUGGUGGUGAUGGUGAUGUUGGUGGUGGAGGUGGAUGUAGUGAUUUUAGUGAUGUUGAUGGUGAUGGUGGUGGAGAUGGGGGUGAUAGUUUUAGUGAUGAUGAUGGUGGGGGUGAUGGUUAUGGUGGUGGUGGGGAUGGUGACAUUAGUGGUGGAGGUGAUAAUUUUAGUGAUGUGGUGGUGGAGUUGAUGGUUUUAGUGAUGGUAGUGUUGAUGGUGAUGGUGGUGGCGGUGGUGGUAGUGGUGAAAGUGGAGGUGAUGGGCUUAGUGAUGGUGGUGGUGGAGUGGAGUAGAGGUGAUAGUUUUAGUGAUGGUGGUGGUGGAGGUGGGAAUAAUGAUUUUGGUGAUGAUAGUGGAGGUGGGGGUGAUGGUUUUGGUGAUGGUGGUGGUGGUGGUGAUGGUGAUAUUGGUGGUGGAGGUGGAGGUAAUGAUUUUAGUGAUGAUGGUGAUGGUGAUGGUGGUGGUGGAGAUGGGGAUGAUGGUUAUGGUGAUGGUGAUGGUGGUGGAGGAGGGGGGGGUGAUGGUUUUGGUUAUGGUGGUGGUGGUGAUGGUGAUGGUUUUAGUGAUGCUAGUGUUAAUGAUGGUGAUGGUGGUGGUGGAGGUGGAAGUGAUGAUUUGGGUGGUGGUGGUGGUGGAGGUGGGGAUGAUGGUUUUGGUGGUCAUGAUGGGGGUGAUGGUUUUAGUGAUGAUGAUGGUGGGGAUGAUGGUUUUGGUUAUGGUGGCGGUGGUAGUGGAGGUGGGGGUGAUGGUUUUGGUUAUGGUGGUGGUGGUGAUGUGAUUGAUGCUAGUGUUAAUGAUGGUGAUGGUGGUGGUAGAGGUGGAAGUAAUGAUUUUGGUGGUGGUGGAGGUGAGGGUGAUGGUUUUGGUGAUGGUGGUGGUGGUGGUGAUGGUGAUGUUGGUGGUGGAGGUGAAAGUGAUGGUUUUGGUGGUGGUGGUGGAGGUAGGGGUGAUGGUUUUGGUGAUGGUGGUGGUGAUGAUGUUGGUGGUGGAGGUGGAGGUAAUGAUUUUAGUGAUAGUGAUGGUGGUGGAGAUGGGGGUGAUGGUUUUAGUGAUGAUGAUGGUCGGGGUGAUGGUUUUGGUUAUGGUGGUAGUGGUAGUGGAG
This is a messenger RNA of Capsicum annuum, 1250 nucleotides long. Its product is annotated as glycine-rich cell wall structural protein-like. The transcript is spliced from 5 exons. The annotation marks the transcript as partial. Lineage: Eukaryota; Viridiplantae; Streptophyta; Magnoliopsida; Solanales; Solanaceae. The record is from RefSeq and is a predicted model, not a curated record.